GGGGCAUAGGUUUUCCCAAAGUUCCUAGAUUAAUUCUUACAUAUCGACCAGCACAGUUUACGCAGUCUACGCGCGAUUACUGCCGCGUGGUUGCGGAUACUCGAUACCCGGAGCUUCGCCUUCAAGAUACAGUCGGCGUCGGCAGCACCUCGAGGCUGAUAUUUGUACAGCCCUCUGCCCUGAACCCUUCGACGCGCGCAUGCCGUGACACCGCCUUGCUCCAUCGCCACCCGGGGAAACAUGGCAUGUGGGCGGACCAUCUACAGCCGAGCCUCGAGGCGCGCGAGUUGAUAUGAUGAUUUACUUCCGCGGGUCGGCAGGAAGACAGCUGACCAGAUGUUCCGGCGGGCAUGAUCGAUCACCCGGAUGUGGGAGAUAAGACCCGGAGAAGUGGCUCAUCAGCUGGCAGCACCAAAUUACCUCCAGCGGGAACGGCAGGUGCGGAACGAGGGACCGGAUACCCUUCUCCGUGCUGCUCACCGCCACCCGCCGCUUUACUUACUCCUUGGGGGUUGACAUAUGUAGCGAGCGGCCCGCCUCGUGGGAAGCUACUCUGUCGCGACUCGAGGAUGACUCGCGCGAUGGGGCCCCACGUCGAGUCAUAUAGAUUGCAAUCCAGUCAGUAUGACUAUUAGGCCCGGGCACCAUUCCUGCGGAUGAGAGCACCAUUGUCCUUUCAAAGUUCAUCGCGCCGGACUACAUAUCAUCGUUUGAUAAAAGCGGGGCAGAAGCCGUGAAUGAACUCAGGACAAUGGGCGAGCGGGGUUGGAUGAUCCGGAGGUAUCAUGAAAUCCCUCAGGUUUAGAUGAGAUCAAGAGAAUUGAUGAUAUCUGGAAGCGCAAUCCUUUCUCUGAUACUUGCAGUGCGAACCACAAAUGGCGUGUCUUCGUCGCUCACUCUAUCAAAGAUAAGAUGGGCGAUCUGAUCCAAUCAUCUGCUGCACUGCCGCCUGUCGAAACAAAGUCACACACACAUCCCGAAAACGCGUGUGAACUGUGCGCAUCGCUUUGUGUCUUCACCAAACGAGUGGCACGCAGCACGAUGCGCGUCAGGACAACCCGCUUCCUGACCUACCUCCUCCUCCUCGUUCCGCCCCUCAUCGUCUCGCUCUAUCUCCUCACCUCGUUCCCGACGCCCCCGUCCCGGCGGCCCGCGGUCCAUCCGGGGCUGAGCAGUCUCGCUGUCGAUACGCGCGCCAGGAGAAUAUACACUGAGGACUGGCUCGAGGAGGGUGGUUGGGCGGAUUUGCCCCUCGGACGGACGCGGUAUUGGUUUGUGGGUCCCAAGAACGGCAAAAAGCUUGUCCUCAUCCAUGGCCUCUCCGUCCCGGCCCUGAUCUGGUCGCCAUUCCUCCCCCACCUGCUCUCAGCAGCGCCGAGGCACCGCAUCCUGCUAUACGACCUCUACGGACGGGGAUACUCGGACGCGCCGCGCGGUAUCGACUACGACACGCAGCUGUACGUGACGCAGCUCGCGCUGCUUCUGCAGCACGUCGGGUGGACGAAGACGCGGAUCGCUGGGAUCAGCAUGGGCGGGGCGAUCGCCGCUGCGUUUGUCGAUAUGUUUCCGGCGCUUGUGGAACGGGACGUCGUCCUCAUCGCGGCUGCGGGUAUCCUCCAGUCCUCCGAUCUGUCACGCACCUCGAAAUUCAUGUCCUCCCCGCUUGUUCAGACGCUCGCUGCGAACCCGCUGAUAUACUCCUACCUUCGGCGGCUUGCUGCCCAGCGCACGGCAGACUGGGACGGCAUCGAGUCACAGGACCCAUCCUCUUCUCGGCGUCCCCCAGUAUCGGCCUUGGAUCCUGCACCGAUCCACGCGUUGGUCCGGCUGCAAUCUGCGCACCUCGCUGGCUUCAAUUGGGCCGUUUCCUCCUCAUUGCGCUCAGGCCCAGUUGUCGGCUUGGAGUGGGCGUACCAGAGCCCGGAGUGGGCCGGGAAACGCGUCCUGCUGGUCCAUGGUACGGCGGAUGAUACGGUACCCGCGGCGCACGCCACGCGCAUUCGAGAGCACAUCGAGACUGCUUCCGCUACUAGGAAGCCUCAAGUCCAAGUUAUCCAUAUCGAGGGCGCUACCCACUCAUUGACAUGGACACAUGCCCCUGAAGUCGGACGCGCGGUCGGUAGGUUCCUUUCAUCAAGUUGGUGAAGGUGUAGCACCAGUGCAUCUGUAGCAUAUAUAUCGCAUUUUGUUGUUGUGCUUAUUGUUGUUGUCUCUGUGUAUACUGCUUAUCUGUGAAGCUAAAGAGAAAGAGACCAA
This is a messenger RNA of Mycena citricolor, 2256 nucleotides long. Lineage: Eukaryota; Fungi; Basidiomycota; Agaricomycetes; Agaricales; Mycenaceae. The record is from the annotation of a GenBank genome assembly.